UGUCAAUCUCACUCGUGUUCCGUCGUUACACUGUGUGAGGCUUCAGUCAGCAAAAAUGCGUGAGUGUAUCAGUGUGCACAUUGGUCAGGCUGGCGUUCAGAUUGGCAAUGCUUGCUGGGAGCUGUAUUGUCUGGAACAUGGCAUCCAGCCGGAUGGCUCCAUGCCUUCCGACAAGGCCAUUGGAGGCGGUGACGAUUCGUUCAACACCUUCUUCAGUGAGACUGGUGCCGGCAAGCACGUCCCGAGGGCAGUCUUCGUCGACCUUGAACCUACUGUAGUUGAUGAAGUGCGGACUGGCACCUACCGACAGCUGUUCCACCCAGAGCAGCUCAUUACAGGCAAGGAGGAUGCUGCCAAUAACUAUGCCCGUGGACACUACACCAUUGGUAAGGAGAUCGUCGACCUGGUGCUGGACCGUAUCAGAAAGCUUGCCGACCAGUGCACAGGGCUCCAGGGUUUCCUCAUCUUCCACUCAUUUGGUGGUGGCACUGGUUCAGGCUUCACGUCUCUCCUCAUGGAGCGACUUUCUGUUGACUACGGCAAGAAGAGCAAACUCGAGUUCUCCAUCUACCCUGCCCCACAGGUGUCUACAGCUGUAGUUGAGCCCUACAAUUCUAUCCUGACAACCCACACCACUCUUGAACAUUCCGACUGCGCCUUCAUGGUUGACAACGAAGCCAUCUACGACAUUUGCCGCAGGAACUUGGACAUCGAACGACCCACCUACACUAAUCUAAACAGACUCAUUGGCCAGAUUGUUUCCUCUAUCACUGCUUCCCUUAGGUUUGAUGGUGCCCUUAAUGUUGACCUGACAGAGUUCCAGACCAAUCUGGUGCCAUACCCACGUAUUCACUUCCCUCUGGCCACUUAUGCCCCUGUGAUAUCUGCCGAGAAGGCCUACCAUGAACAGUUGUCCGUGGCAGAGAUAACCAAUGCCUGUUUCGAACCUGCCAACCAGAUGGUGAAGUGUGAUCCCCGUCACGGGAAGUACAUGGCUUGCUGCAUGUUGUACCGAGGUGAUGUGGUGCCCAAGGACGUCAAUGCUGCCAUCGCAUCCAUCAAGACAAAGAGGACCAUCCAGUUCGUUGAUUGGUGCCCCACGGGUUUCAAGGUGGGAAUCAACUACCAGCCUCCAACGGUGGUUCCUGGUGCUGACCUGGCCAAGGUGUCCCGUGCUGUGUGUAUGUUGUCCAACACCACUGCCAUUGCUGAGGCCUGGGCGCGCCUUGACCACAAGUUUGACUUGAUGUAUGCUAAGCGUGCCUUUGUCCACUGGUAUGUGGGUGAAGGUAUGGAGGAGGGAGAGUUCUCAGAAGCCCGUGAGGAUCUGGCUGCUCUUGAGAAGGACUAUGAGGAAGUGGGUGUUGACUCCACCGAAGCUGAAGAUGAGGAAGGUGGCGAAGAAUAUUAGGACAGAAUAAAUGAAGAAGAAAAGUGAGAAGACUGCCAGACGCAAGUGCCUAAAGCUAUGGGGGCAAGGAGGAAGAGGGUAGUAGAUGGCUCCAACAAGCUCUUGGCCCAAAGAUUAGAUUAAGUUAACAAAGUUAUACAGAUUGAAUGUAAUACUGUAAUGAAAAGGUACCCUAGUUGACUGGGAGGGUUUGGGGUUUCUUAAUCAUCCUGUACAUCCCUGUUUAAUCAUUGAGAUACAUGUACAUUUCAUUUAAUAUGGCGGCACAAGAAGUUGAAAUUUCAUUAAAAGGUAAUUUACUUAAGUUUUUUUUUCCGUCUCUUAAAUGAGCCAAAGUUUGUCAAGGAAAGUAGCUUAUCAUACAUAUUACAUCAUGUUAUGUAAUUCCCAUAAACAAGUUUUAUUUUUUUUAGAAAUUUUCUUUUAUAAGGAAUAAUACUCUGGGUGGCUUUUGAAAACAGCAUUUAUACAGUAGUUACAACACCGUCUAGUCAGGUAGAGGUGAGACCUACCUACCUCCCAUGCUCACUCUACCACUGGAAUUCUCAAUCAGAAAGACAAUCGUUGACUUGUAAUUCUUACUCAUAUUGGCCAUCCAAUAAACAGUAACAGAUCAAAAAA
Homarus americanus (American lobster) is the source of this 2032-nucleotide messenger RNA. RefSeq names its product tubulin alpha-1A chain. Gene Ontology annotation, cellular component: cytoplasm; microtubule. The coding region runs from base 56 to 1411 and encodes 451 amino acids. The transcript is spliced from 7 exons. Lineage: Eukaryota; Metazoa; Arthropoda; Malacostraca; Decapoda; Nephropidae. Gene Ontology annotation, biological process: microtubule cytoskeleton organization; mitotic cell cycle. Gene Ontology annotation, molecular function: GTP binding; structural constituent of cytoskeleton. The record is from RefSeq and is a predicted model, not a curated record.